UUUAUUCACAAUUGCCUGAAUCCACGGUCACAUCUGGACGCAGCUUCCUCCUCCUGACUCCGUUCAUGCUCGAGACCUCAGUUCACCCCUGACUGUCGCACUACCUGCGUAAACACACAGAGGUCACACACACAACUGACGCAGCCAGACGUUUAACUGGCCUGACCAACGGGCAGGAAGCAGCAGCAGACAAGUUCGCAGAAGGAGCCGCCAUGUUGAUCAUCUUAGCCUUCAUUAUCCUCUUCCACCUAGCGGCAGCCGUCCUGGUCUUUGUCGCAACCAUUCACAAUGCGUGGUGGGUGGUGUCGCCAGCUGGACGAGAAGCCAUCUACACUGACCUGUGGUACUCCUGCAACUCCACCUGCUUCCCCGUGGAGAACAGCCACACGACUGAUGCAGCCUACCUGCAGGCCGUCCAGGCCACCAUGAUCCUGGCCACCAUUUUAUGUUGCGUCAGCUUCUUCGUCUUCAUCCUUCAGCUCUUCAGGAUCCAACAGGGCGAGAGAUUCAUCUUCACAGCUGUUAUCCAACUCCUGGCCUCUCUAUGUGUGAUGAUCGCCGCGUCCAUCUACACGGCUCAGAAAAAGAGCUUCCACGUGCCAAGUCUUCAGAACGGCUCCUACGGCUCCUCUUACAUCCUGGCCUGGGUCAGCUUCCCCAUGACCUUCAUGAGCGGCCUCAUGUACCUGGUGCUAAGGAAGCGCAAAUAAGACGGGCCUGCAAGCAGCGUCUCGACAAUAUUCAAACGUAGAAAUAUGAACACUUGGACACAAAUACUUAAAAGACAAAUACAUCUCCUCAACAAACGUACCUUCACACGCUCUCUGUCUAACCUGUAGAUUUUCUUAUAGCAUUGGAGAUAAGGAAGUGUGCCAGAAAUGUCAGAUCCAUUUGAAUUUACUGUAAAGUCUCAGGUUCAGAGCCAGAUGUACUUCUGUCCACUUCACCCACUCAAAUCCCCGAAUAGUCACACACCCUCCUCCUCUCUGAUGCACUAUAUCUCCAAACAAGUGCCUCAGAAGUUUGUCCAACAGUCGACAAACCUUCUGUCUUUGUUCGUGUGUCUUCAUGCACGACAGCCCCCACAACAUGUGCCUCUAAAACGUUGAAAUCAAGACAUAUUCACAUUGAUUUUUAAUGUCUGGUCUGAAAGAGUUAACUGACUUGUUCAUGCCGGGUUCACAAGACUUGAUACGUUAAUUUGCAUUAAGCCAAGGUCAAAUCUGCUGCAUGCAAAUGCAGUCACUCACUUACAUGUCAACACACAAGGUAAAUAUACCCCCGCUGAGAUUUGGAUCAGAAUUAGACCUGUUUCUAGAUUUCUAGUUAAUUCUUUACACUCCACGUACCUGUAAUCGGGGAAAACAUCGUGCUUUGGUCGGGUUCGGUCAUAAAAACCGAAAGACUGUCAGUUAGUCUUCUCUCGGGCUCAGUCGGGUUCGGGCAGGAAAUUGCGGCCCCAGUCCCACUCCAGUGAGAACAUACCUUGACUUCCCUCUUUCCCCUUCAGCCAUUACACACGAGAUGAGCUCUGUUCCAUCACCGUGAUUUGUCUCCCCUGUUGUCCCCUGGUUCCCUCUCACAUCAUUCUAUGUUUGAAAUGUCUGAUAAUGACCAUAUAGAUUGAAGAAGAAGGAAAAUGGGGAUGUUUCCUCACAGGGACACAACCCCUGGACUUUCCAAAGGGUCCAUGCUUUGUUUCUCUAUGUGAAGCUAUAUAUAAGCUUUAUUUUGUACAUAAUAUGUUUUUGCUGUGUAUGUUUAGUUCAGGCAAUUGCCAAAAACCUAUUUCUGAGACUGAACUGUAGUCUGCGUAUGUGUGUAUUCUCGAGUGUAGUGACGCAGUAGUGGAGGUAGGAUUUUAACCCUUUGUUUGUAAUCUCAUGUUACUGACUUGUAUUUUAUUGGUGACAGAGGAGCCGAUGAUGUUGCUGUGAUAUUUGGGAUUUAAAAAUGACAAAAUAGAAAACGUGCAAACUUGAACGUCUAUUUGUUAUUAUCGUGCCUUUUGUUUCACAGCUCCACUUGAAAAGAGACAAACACUAUUUAUUGUUUAAAACCACUGUUUGAUUUUUAGCAUGUGACAGAGGACGUAUGAAGUAACAACGCUUUCCCUCUCUGACCAAUCUACUGUUUGUUUUCGGUCCAUUGCUUAAAACAUCUCCAGCAUCAAUAUGGACGCUGUUCUCAUUAUUAUUUCUUGCUUCGGUAUUUUUGCAGUUCAGAGAUAACGUUGGAUCCCACGGCAAUAACCGUGUAGCUGCUAUAGGACCAGAAUGAUAUCUAGGAAACAGACAAACAAACACAAAGGGUCAGUAGUGCACCGGGUUGUUGAAAGUUCCUGUUGGACGAACUCUGGACCACGGAGCCUGGCAACAUACCAGCUCACCAAAAAAAAACAAAAAUUCAGGGAAGGGACACGGAAGUGAAGGAUUUACUCUGCCAUCUCAAGAUGAUACUUGAAAUCGAUCCAAACAACAUCUUGGAGGCCGAGAUCAUGAUUUUCAUUGUUGUUCAUGGCUUUUCUCGUGACAUCUUAAAAGUGUUAAACUAAAUCGUCAGCUUCCUGUUUGCAUGCAAAUCCCCUCUUUAACUUAUACUGAGAAGUAAGUUGCUGUUGUUCCAUAGGCUGAACAUUUUUUUUGUGAAAAACAGUUUAUCGUAGAUUUUGUAAAGUUUGCAUCUAGUUAGCUUUGAUUUGAUUUCAUAACCGAUCUAAAUUAUGAAUAAACCCACAACUUGAACCUGAAUUCUGUGCGUUCGCUGUUGCUGAUAAUUCAACAGAUACAACAGCAAUCUGUCUUAAGACGUUGAUUUGUUAGAGCUACUAUAACGAUUUAGAAUUGGAAAUGUUGUGUGUUAUGGUUGUGAUAUUUUUACUGUGGUGUGUUGAGUGUGUCAAUGUAGAUAAAUGAAGAUCUAUAACAAUCACUACAAGGCCAUACUGACACAUAAUCACACAACUUGUGGAAGUCAAAAUGACAUUCAAGGGGAUUCUUUUUUUUUAAACUUAUGUUGCAGUUGAAUUAUUUCUAUUGCUGAAUGAAGUAUUGAUUAUCUAUUGAUCGAGUCUCGUGUUGUUUUAUGAUGGAGACGUGUUGGUCGACAGUUUUCCUCUUGGCAACGGAUUAUUUUUGUCAGAUGGGACACAGGUUUAUUAAAGAAUGUCAAAUGUGAGGGAAUCUGCUUGUGACUGUCGCUCUCCCGCUUUUUCAUUCUAAUUCAGUCACUAUUUAUUGUGGACUCUAUGCCAAGAUCAGUGCUUAGAUGCUAUUGACACCCAGUGGACCGACAGAAAACUACACCACAUGUGUCGCUGCAGGCCACAGAAUAGACAGAAAAGAACAAACUUGUCUCUGCUCGGUGAAUAAACUGUCAACAGGUUCAGGGACAAAGAUUUAACUCCUCUGUAAGAAUCACCAGGUGCUUUUAUUUCCCCUCCUGUGUUUCCCCAUCCAGCAGAUGUAGAUCUCAA
Molecule: messenger RNA, 3475 nt
Organism: Limanda limanda (common dab)
Lineage: Eukaryota; Metazoa; Chordata; Actinopteri; Pleuronectiformes; Pleuronectidae
Gene: emp2
Product: epithelial membrane protein 2
Exons: 5
Coding region: 213-710 (165 amino acids)
Cellular component (GO): plasma membrane
Source: RefSeq, a predicted model, not a curated record